Messenger RNA from Baudoinia panamericana UAMH 10762, 1845 nucleotides. RefSeq lists its product as uncharacterized. Gene Ontology annotation, cellular component: nucleus. The record is from RefSeq and is a predicted model, not a curated record. Gene Ontology annotation, molecular function: protein kinase activity; ATP binding. Gene Ontology annotation, biological process: protein phosphorylation. Bases 1 to 1845 code for a protein of 614 amino acids. Lineage: Eukaryota; Fungi; Ascomycota; Dothideomycetes; Mycosphaerellales; Teratosphaeriaceae. The transcript is spliced from 4 exons.
AUGCCAGCCAAUAGUCAGUCCGCUGCGGAUGCAAGACACUCCAGCGUGGAAGCAAAGAAGAGGCGGAGGGAUAAUGAUGUCGAUUGGAAUGCCUAUUAUGGCGGCAAGCCACCCGCCGAGGUGAUCUGGAUACAUGACGACGACAGCCCGGUACCAGAAGAGCCACACAGGCCGGUACCAGUGACGAAUGGCUCUGGAUCGUCACAGCACGUGGAGAAGAAGAGGCGGGUUAAUGGUGCUACGGGAGACCUGCCGUCGUACAGCACCACGAACACGCCUUACUCGCUCUCAAAUGGUGCCUCGACCGACAGCUAUCAGGGCGGCACUACCGCACCGACAUCUCUUGGAUCCAACGCAAGCUCGAGCAGCAAGUUAGAAGGUCCUCUGCCGGGCCAGAAGCGCAAGCGGACCACUCGGACGUCAGAUGCAGAUCGGAAGAAGCUCGAGAGUGACCAAUCCGGACCGAAAGGGUAUCUGGCGGAGUACGGCGAAUACAUACCGCCGCCCAAACUGCCGAAGAAACAGAAGGAUGUGCAUGUGCCGGUGUUGGCUGAUCGGCAUAAGAGCAGUGAAAAGAUCGAUGAUGAUGACGGCCACUACAUUAUCCACGAGAACAGCAGGUUAGGCGACAAGUACAACCUGGUCAGCCUGCUAGGACAGGGUACCUUUGGUAAGGUCGUUAAAGCUAUCGAUAUACGGUCACGCAAUGAAGUUGCUGUCAAGAUCAUCAGGGCGGUGCCAAAGUACCGCGACGCUUCCCGCAUCGAGCUGCGAGUGCUCCAAACCAUCCGCUCCGCCGACGAGGCCAACCGUAACCGCUGCAUUCAACUGCGCGACUGCUUCGACUGGCGAGGACAUAUCUGCAUCGUCACGCCCUUACUCGGCCUCUCCGUCUUCGACUUUCUCAAACAAGGCGGCUUCGUGCCAUUCCCAGGCUCACACAUCCAAGCCUUCGCUCGCCAAUUACUAGGCAGUAUCGCCUUCCUCCACGAUCUCAACCUCAUCCACACGGAUCUCAAACCGGAGAACAUUCUGCUACUGAGUCACGCGUAUCAGACGUUUACGUACAACAGGAAUAUACCGAGCAGCAGUACGCUGACGGCGCGGAGUGCCAAGUUCCGGCGGGUGUUGCUGAGUCCGCAGAUCAAUUUGAUCGACUUUGGAAGUGCGACGUUCGAUGAUGAGUACCACUCUAGCGUGGUGAGUACGAGGCAUUAUCGGGCGCCGGAGAUUAUAUUGGGAAUUGGCUGGUCGCAUCCCAUCGACUUAUGGUCACUUGGCUGCAUUCUCGUAGAGUGCUGGACAGGCGAUGCCCUCUUCCAAACCCACGACUGCUGCGAACAUCUCGCCAUGAUGGAGGCCGUGCUCAACACCAAAAUCGACAAACAUCUCAUCCGCGAAGUCACGCGAACCUCGAAACGCAACGACAAGAACAGCGCCGCUCGCUUCUUCAAGGGCGGCGAACUCGCCUACCCUCUCCCGGACACCCCCCGACAAUCCCGCAAAUUCGUCCGCAGCAUGAAGCGGCUCGAAGACACCAUCCCGCCCACCACGAACUUCAACCGCCAAUUCUUGGAUCUACUGCGGAAGAUUUUCGUGUACGACCCGAAGAAGCGGAUUACGGCGCGGCAGGCGCUCGAGCAUCCGUGGUUUGGCGAGUUGGUGGAGGAUGAUGGGACGGAGGCGGGGAGGAUCCGCGAGGAGAAGGAGAGGUUGCGGCGUGAGCGGGAUGAGGCGGAGAAGGCGGCGUGGUGGGCGGAUCAGGAGAGGUUGAAGCGGAAGGAGGAGGCGAGGAGGGCGAGGGAGGGGGAGGAGGUGCAGGCGAGGGCGGGGGCGGCGAGGUAG